Microdochium trichocladiopsis is the source of this 3090-nucleotide messenger RNA. RefSeq names its product nuclear condensing complex subunit. Bases 1 to 3090 code for a protein of 1029 amino acids. Gene Ontology annotation, biological process: mitotic chromosome condensation. The record is from RefSeq and is a predicted model, not a curated record. The transcript has 2 exons. Lineage: Eukaryota; Fungi; Ascomycota; Sordariomycetes; Xylariales; Microdochiaceae. Gene Ontology annotation, cellular component: condensin complex; condensed chromosome.
AUGCCAGCCAGAGUCUCGAGGUCUUCACGAGCCGCUGGCGGUGGUCGCGCCACGGCCACCUCCAACGUCGACAUCCCCGACGAGGGCCCAGACUCUACCCUCCGCACACAAGUCGCCGCCGUCUUCCGCGACGCGCAGAAGACGACAGCCUCCCACAGAAAGCUGGUUGUCAACCUACGCAAGAUCCACGAGUCUUGCUGCUACGAGCCUACAAAACCCACCAAGAACCAGACAAAUACCGAAGACUUUGACGAGAAUGACUUCAACCGCGAGUUCGUCCGCUGCGUCGUGCGGUCGAUGCCGGUGAAGAAGAGCGAGAGCGUCGGCGAUAAGACGAUACGCUUUGUCGGCCUGUUCCUUCGACAUGCCAACGACAAGGACAACGAGAUGCUGGGAGAGGAGGACGCGGAUGCUAGCACCAUGCCCGAGACACCAAGCACUAGAUUGACGACGCAGCUCAUGGAGUCCAUACUGCCGUUGCUAAUGGCCAAGGACAAGCUCUCGCGCUUCAGAUCUACACAGCUGAUCUCACACAUAAUCAACUCUCUCGAUGCCAUCGACGACGACUUGUUUCAGAAGCUCCGCCAAGGACUUCUCAAGCGCAUCCGCGACAAGGAGGCCAUGGUGCGAGCCCAAGCGGUGCUCGGCCUCGGACGACUGGCAGGCAAUCAGGUAGAAGGCAUGGCCAAUUCGGACGACAGCGACGACGACGCCGAGACGGGUCUCUUGGAGAAGCUGCUCGAGGUGCUGCAGAACGAUCCCAGUGCCGACGUGCGGCGAUCGCUGCUGGUCAACCUGCCCAUCCUCCCCAACACGUUGCCAUACCUGCUGGAACGUGCUCGCGACUCGGAUGCGCAGACUCGCAGGGCAGUCUAUUCCAGAUUGCUUCCUGCCCUGGGUGAUUUCCGCCACCUGUCGCUCUCUAUGCGAGAGAAGCUGCUGCGCUGGGGUCUUCGCGAUCGAGAUGAGAACGUCCGGAAGGCUGCCGGCAGACUGUUCCGCGAACGCUGGAUAGAGGACUGCGUUGGGCUAGAACAGCCUGCCGACGGUGACCGGCCAGCCGAGGCCGCUCCGGUUAGCUUUGACGGCCUGCUCGAGCUGCUUGAGCGUAUAGAUGUGGUCAACUCGGGUGUCGAGAAUGGCGUCGCGCUCGAGGCCAUGAAAGGGUUCUGGGAGGGCCGGCCCGACUACCGCGAGGCAGUGACCUUUGACGACCAGUUCUGGGAGACAUUGAGCGCAGAGUCUGUUUUCAUGGCUCGCAGCUUCAACGAGUUCUGCCGCACAGAGGGCAACCGCAAGUACGAGUCGCUCCUCGAAGAGAAGUUGCCCGAAGUUACAAAGCUUGCCUUCUUCCUCGAACGUUAUCUGAACGUCCUAAUUGAGGCUAUUAGGAAACUCAACAAUCAGGAGAACCUGGACGAGGAUGAAGAGGAGGAGGACACAGUCGAGCAGGAGUUCAUAGUGGAGCAGCUGCUACAUAUUGCACUGACCCUCGACUACUCCGAUGAGGUUGGCCGCAGAAAGAUGUUUGCGCUGCUGCGACAGUCCUUGUCCAUCGCAGAGCUUCCGGACGAGGUGACCAAGCUGACGGUGGAGGUUUUGCGGGACCUCUGUGCGCCGGACAACGCCGGCGAGAAGGAGUUCUGCAGCGUGGUGCUCGAGUCUGUUGCAGAUAUCCACGACACGCUCAUCGACGAGGAGAACAUGGACGAAGACGAAAGUUUCCACUCGGCGAGAUCAGAAGUCAGCCGCGACAGCACCCCAACUCGAGGCAAGAAGAAGGGAGCCGAGCUCAGCGAAGAAGAGGCACGCGAGAAGGCCAUCAAGGAGAUCAUGAUCAACAUGAAGUGUCUUCAUGUUGUCCAGUGCAUGCUCACAAGCGUCGAGGGCAAUCUUCAGCAGAAUGACCACUUGGUGGCGAUGCUGAACAAUCUGGUUGUCCCGGCAGUGCGCAGCCAUGAGGCGCCAGUGCGCGAGCGCGGCCUUGUCUGUCUCGGCCUAUGUGCGCUGCUGGACCGCCCACUUGCCGAGGAGAACUUGACACUGUUCAUGCAUUUCUACAGCAAGGGGCACGCGGCGCUGCAGAUCACUGCGAUUCAUAUCCUUACAGAUAUCCUCAACGUCCACGGUGCGCAACUGUUGUCGGCAAACCCUACACUGCUCAAAGUCUAUGUCAAGGCAUUGAGGUCAGGCACGAAGCAUCCGGAAGUACAAGGCGCAGCUGUUGUCGCCGUCUCCAAGCUUCUGCUCGGCCGCGUUGUUACAGACAGAGACACGUCUGGCGAGCUUCUGAAGACUCUGAUCGUUGCUUAUUUCGACCCGGCCACGGCUGAGAACCAAGCAGUACGACAAGCGCUCAACUACUUCCUGCCCGUGUUCUGUUUCUCAAGGACCGAGAACCAGGAUCUGAUGCGCUCGGUGGCCCUUGACGCCCUCCACACUCUGUACAACGUCCGCGAGGGACUCGAUGACGACGACAUUGACGUCAACGAGGAGAUGGCCAGUCUGAACUCUAUUGGAUCGUGCCUGGUGGACUGGACUGACCCGCGCAAGUGCUUCACACCCGGCAUGGACAUGGAUGCGGACAAGCGGAAUGUCAAUGGCGAUGUGCAUCUCGAUUUUGCUCGGGACAUCCUUGAGAAGCUCGACAGCAAUUUCAGCAAGGAGGAGAAGAAGACGAUAGCGCCACUGCUGGGCAAGCUGUAUAUCUCGCCAGGCUCUUCAGAAGAAAAGAUCCGUGAGCUCUAUGCCGAGGCCAACGCGGCCGUGGACGACAACCUGCUGACCGACGCGACGGGCCGCAAUGCACUGUACAAGCUGCACGUGAGCCUGGGCAAGAUUGUAAACUCGUACACGGAGCAGGACCGGGGCUCGACGGCUCCCAGGCGGACCGCGAGCCGGAGCGUGUCUGCCGCGCCGUCGAUGCUGGACGAAGACCGGACGAUCACUGGGGACGAGCCUACCGUCAUUGCUGUGCAACCACGCAUUGACGAGGAGGACACUGAUCAUGACCUGUCUGUCGCGGCGUCCAGUCGGCGGGGAUCCGUCGUGGAUGACAUGUUGACGGAUGAGGGGGAGAUGGGGCAGUGA